CGGGUCCACAUGAAGGAAUAAACGGCAUUUUUUAAAAGCACGAAGUCUGAUUCGGGCAAGCCCGCAGAAGACAAGGACGACCGGGAGAGUGUCCUGAAAAAAGACAAAUUAAAAAAUAAAAAAUAGAAAAAAGAAGCUAGAAUGAUGCCGGCGGAACGUUUGACCCGGACAACAUUUUCUACACGGACACUUUUGUAAAACAGACCAAAACCGAGGACCUGGCAAAAUGGAAGUUAAAAACGCUAACGCAGCUAUGCUCAGUAACUAUGAGGUGUUCAAACUCCUGACAGACCUGAAGGAACAAAGGAAGGACAGCGGGAAGAACAAGCACAGCACCGGGCAGCAGAACUUAAACACCAUCAUGUACGAGACGCUGAAGCACCUGUCGAAGACGCCCUGCAGCAGACAGAGUCCAGAGAUCGUCAAAGAGUUCCUCACCACCAUGAUGCCUCACAAACUCACAAAGGCCGAGAAACUGCAGCUACUUAAUCACCGGCCACAGACAGCAGUGGAAAUUCAGCUAAUGGUAGAAGAGAGUGAGGAGCGUUUAUCAGAGGAGCAGAUUGAGGAGCUCAUCCAGACAGUCGCAGUCAUCCUACCCGGCGACCCUGAGCAGGAGAACGCAGCUCCAGCAGAAGCGGAGAUGGAUGAGGGCGGUGAACAGUCAUGACACAGGGACAGGCCAGGAAUGACCCACGGGUGAAGAACCAGGGUGAAGGUCAAAAUUAUUGCAGAACUGGACUGGUUGCUUUUACCUGCGCCGUUUUUGCAUCACUGGUUGAACCGAACAACAAGCUGACAGAAAGGAUGCACAAUGGCUGCCUGGCCACGGCUAAAGUGACCUCAUUACCUCUGAAAUGCCACAUUAAAUGAUUCACAUUAAGGUUAAUCAUUUAAUGAAUGGAAGAAAAUAAGCACAUCACGAUUUACAUGUCUGUGUGUAUAUACAGAAGGAUUCAGAUCAAACAUGCACACUUUCAUAAGUUCAGUUUUUGGACAGUGAGUCACAUUUUGACUUGUUUUACACCUGACUUGUCUAAUUUGUAUUUCACAUCAGAUACUGUUCAUGCAGAGACAGUCUGUUAUUAACCUGUUAUAUUGUUGGUUUCUGACUUAAUGUUAGUUGCCUUUUUCUGGCAUGGAGCAUAAGAAUAAGGGUUUUUGACUUCCAAAGCUGUAAUAUAUGUCAGUCAUGCAAUUAAAGUUGCAUCAGUCAGACAGUAUUAUUAGAGUAGCUGUGUCAUAGCAAAGAGAGUAGACAGCAGGGACCAAGAGGUGAUCGUUGUGUCUUAAUAAUGGCUAGAAACCUUACCUUUUUAAAACACACUGACCCUUUUCUUCUGUAAUAAAAUUAAACCUAUCAGCUGAAA
Molecule: messenger RNA, 1370 nt
Organism: Xiphias gladius (swordfish)
Lineage: Eukaryota; Metazoa; Chordata; Actinopteri; Istiophoriformes; Xiphiidae
Gene: crcp
Product: calcitonin gene-related peptide-receptor component protein
Exons: 6
Coding region: 227-670 (147 amino acids)
Biological process (GO): transcription initiation at RNA polymerase III promoter
Cellular component (GO): RNA polymerase III complex
Molecular function (GO): nucleotide binding
Source: RefSeq, a predicted model, not a curated record